AUGUCUGUAUACGCAUCUAAUUCUGUGGUUUCUCAGCAACAACUGCAGCAGCAGGCUGCCGCUGCUGCUGCUGCCCAACAACAACAAGCUCAACAGCAACAACAACAGCAACAACAACAGGCUCAACAGCAACAGGCACAACAGGCACAACAACAACAAGUUCAGCAACAACAGGCUCAACAACAGCAGGCUCAACAGGCUCAACAGCAACAGCAACAACAGCAACAACAGCAACAACAGCAACAACAAAGACAACAACACAAGAAAAGAUUAAAUGAAUUGUUGGAUGCUGUCAAGCAAGAAUUUGACUUUGCUUUCAAUGAAGCCUCAUCUUUCAAGCAAGUUAAAGAAGAUUAUGAUUUGAAGUAUAACCAACAAACCGCGGAAAUGCAACAAAUUAGACAAACAGUUUACGAGUUGGAAAUGGCUCAUCGUAAAAUUAAAGAGGCUUAUGAAGAGGAAAUCUUGAGAUUAAAAACAGAAUUGGAAACAAGAGAUAGGCAACAACAACAAAUUCAACAGGUUCAACAACAGCAAGCUCAAGCACAAGCUCAGGCCCAUGCUCAAGCCCAAGCCCAAGCCCAAGCACAACAACAACAACAAUUGGCUAAACAAAAUGGUGUGGAACAAAGACCUCAACAAGGCACUCUUCCUCAACAACAACAACAACAACCUUUGGUGUUUGGUGGUUACCAACCCCCACCAAUCCAACAACUGCAACAACCUCUCCAACCAUUGGCACCUCCAGCUGCCGGUGCUGCUCCCGUUGGUACUGGAUCCACAGUUCCUCAACCUCCAGCAACUGCUAGUGGAACAUCCGCAGCUUCACCUGCUGCCGGAGUUGCUACUCCAGCUCUCCAACCUGGUGCUACUCCUGCUGCUGCUGCUGCUACUCCUACCAUUCCAGCAGCCGCUGGUACACCUCAGCUGAAUGUGGCCCAACCAGUAAAGUCAUCUCCUGGUGGAGUAACAGCUGGAUCUCCCAAUGCUGCUAAUGCUGCUACUUCAACUGCAGUAGUAUCUACAAACUCCUCUCCAAACCAAGAAGGUGACGAAGAAUCCAAGAGCAAUGAGAUUGAAUUUUCAACUCCCUUGCAAAUAAUCGAUAAAUCCCAAUACAUUGCUUAUCCUAAUGAGAAGGCAUUACAUGUUAAGGAAAUUCCUCCAUUCUUAACAGAUUUGGAUGUCAACAAUGCUGCUGAAGGAUUCAAAAAGAAGAACAAUGAUUAUUAUGUAUUGUAUAACCCAGCAUUCAAGAAGGAUUUGGAUGUUGAGUUGAUUCACUCUUUGGACCAUUCUUCCGUUGUGUGUUGUGUUAGGUUCUCUAAAAAUGGAGAACUUAUUGCUACUGGAUGUAACAAGACCACACAAGUUUAUAAUGUCAAGACUGGUGAACGUAUUGCCAGAUUAAUUGAUGAUAACACAUCCAACUCUUCUGAUGUUAAGGAAGAUGCAGCAGACUCCAAUGGUAACAGUACUAAUGCUAGUUCCAAUGGUACUUCCAAUGAAGUUGCUAACACAAGUGCCAAUGGAGAUUUAUACAUUAGAUCAGUGUGUUUCUCUCCUGAUGGUAAGUUAUUGGCCACUGGUGCUGAAGACAAACUAAUCAGAAUUUGGGAUUUACAAACAAAGAGAAUAAUCAAGAUUUUAAGAGGACAUGAACAAGAUAUUUAUUCUUUGGACUUUUUCCCUGAUGGUAACCGAUUAGUAUCUGGUUCUGGUGACCGCACUGUUAGAAUAUGGGAUUUAAGAUCAUCACAAUGUUCAUUGACCUUAUCUAUUGAAGAUGGUGUUACAACUGUUGCGGUUUCACCUGAUGGAAUGAAAAUCGCAGCUGGUUCUUUGGAUAGAACUGUUAGAGUGUGGGAUUCUACUACUGGAUUCCUUGUUGACAGAUUGGAUUCAGGGAAUGAAAAUGGUAAUGGCCAUGACGAUUCUGUUUAUUCAGUUGCUUUCUCUACUAGUGGUAGACAAAUUGCUUCAGGUUCUUUGGAUCGUACAGUUAAAUUGUGGAACUUGUUAAAGCUGGACGAUGGAGCUUCAUCCACCGCAUCCAAGAGAUCCAGUUGUGCUGUAACAUACAUUGGACACAAAGACUUUGUGUUAUCCGUUUGUUCAACUCCAAACAAUGAGUACAUUUUGUCUGGUUCUAAAGACAGAGGGGUUAUUUUCUGGGAUCAAAAAUCCGGUAACCCCUUGUUGAUGUUACAAGGUCAUCGUAACUCUGUUAUUUCAGUUGCUGUUGCAUUGAACUCCGAAGGUAAGGAAGGAAUCUUUGCCACUGGUUCUGGUGACUGCACUGCAAGAAUAUGGAGAUGGUCAAGAAAGGAUUAA
This is a messenger RNA of Lizanozyma spartinae, 2334 nucleotides long. RefSeq names its product chromatin-silencing transcriptional regulator (gene TUP1). Lineage: Eukaryota; Fungi; Ascomycota; Pichiomycetes; Serinales; Debaryomycetaceae. Bases 1 to 2334 code for a protein of 777 amino acids. The record is from RefSeq and is a predicted model, not a curated record. The transcript has a single exon. Gene Ontology annotation, molecular function: protein binding.